Messenger RNA from Blastomyces dermatitidis ER-3, 282 nucleotides. RefSeq lists its product as uncharacterized. The transcript is spliced from 2 exons. Bases 1 to 282 code for a protein of 93 amino acids. The record is from RefSeq and is a predicted model, not a curated record. NCBI's taxonomy places the organism in Eukaryota, Fungi, Ascomycota, Eurotiomycetes, Onygenales, Ajellomycetaceae.
AUGACUGUGCCUUCACUCUUCUCAGCCUCACCACUGCAUCCAAUCUUCAAGCCAGCAGCCCACCUCAUCCCUUCCCCAGGCCAGCCCCUGGCUUCAAGCAGUGCAGUCCCUUCCUUUGCUCUCUCAGUGUUGCCAGUGCCUUCUGCAGCCUCGCAGGCCUAUGACCACCUCUCUUCUGCCUGCACAAUCUCUGACCAGGCAUAUGUGAAUAUGCCUAGAUUCCCUGCCAAUGGUUCUCACGCCGCGGCGCAUUUCUGCAAUUUCAUUGUCAAUGAGAGAUGA